AUGAAGAGAAGGAAUCCAACCAAGAGAAAUUAUACCAAGGUGGGAAAGGUUUUUAUUCCUGGACUGCCAGCUCCCUCUCUGACGAUUUCCAACACAAUGCCUCGGCCCAGUACUCCACUUGAUGGCGUUUGUACUCCAAAGCCUCUUAGUAAACUCCUUGGAUCAUUGGACGAGGUUGUUCUGUUGUCCCCAGUUCCAGAACUGAGGGAUUCUUCAAAACUUCACGAUUCUCUCUAUAAUGAGGAUUGUACUUUCCAACAGCUUGGAACUUACAUUCAUUCUAUCAGAGAUCCUGUCCAUAACAGAGUCACCCUAGAACUGAGUAAUGGCUCCAUGGUUAGGAUCACUGUUCCUGAAAUUGCCACCUCUGAGUUAGGUAUGAUUGAGAAGUUUCAUUUAUAA
Gorilla gorilla gorilla (western lowland gorilla) is the source of this 402-nucleotide messenger RNA. RefSeq names its product anaphase-promoting complex subunit 1-like. The coding region runs from base 1 to 402 and encodes 133 amino acids. Lineage: Eukaryota; Metazoa; Chordata; Mammalia; Primates; Hominidae. The transcript is spliced from 4 exons. The record is from RefSeq and is a predicted model, not a curated record.